AUGGUGCAACAAACUGUUUUUGAUCGACUUAGGGAACAAGGUAUUGUUCUUCAGCAAUUCUCAGGUCCCUCAUCUAGCUUAACAGAUGAGGAAUGGGCACAGAAUCAACUCUAUGAUAUUAUUGUUAACUCAUCUGGAGAGCAAAUAGCUGCAGCCAUUCUUAAAACUCACGACAAACAUGAGAACGAGGAUGUAGAAUCGAAAGAAAAAAAGAAGAAAAACAAAAAAAUGGGAGAAGAGGGAAAAGAGGAAAUAAAUAGGGAAAUGGAGAUGGAUAAGCACGAUGAAGCUCGACGCGAUCCUGGGCGUCCUUUGUUAUACCGUGGACAAUCAGAGAAAUCACUAGAUGGCCAACGUGGAGUUGCAUCCCUUUUCCGACAAGUGAACUCAUUAGGAGAAAGAGGAAGAGGAGUAGGAGGAAAGAAAACUGCCGAGUCAAUCCCAUCAACCAACACUCGUCAUAUUACUGGGGGUGGUGCGAUGAAUGAAAAGACGUCAGCAACACUGUCCAAGUACACACCAGGAGAAGGAAAGGAAUAUACAAACAACAAGAAUAAUAAUCCAAUGUCUGGAACAGCAUUAAGCGAUUAUACACAUACUUCACAAUUUUUGGAAGGAGAUGCAUUAACAGAUAAUUACGUAUACUCAGAUGAGGGUGGUAACUUUGGUACUUGGAAAAGGUCUGGGAACGAAGAUCUUGGGGAUGAUAAUGAAAGUAUGUCUCCAAGUGGUGGAAGAGGAGGAGGAAAAAGAUUUGGAUUUGUGGGUGAAGUGGGAUUAGAUGGAAGAUGGAGACAAAUGCAUAUGAACGUGCUCAAGAGCACAAACCCUUAUGGUAAUACUGCUUUUGUAAACCCCUUUGAUCACCAGUCGUUGGGAGUGUAUCCACAAUACAGUCAAAGUCCUCCUAUUAGCCCCAAGAGAUUUAAAGGAAAUAUUUUGGAGUAUCUGAAAGCCAUCAGACACCGUGAAAAAGCAGAGGGUGUUGAAAAUAUGGCUCCAAUAGUCUACCACUAUGAUUUUAAAGGAGCACUUGAAGAGGCUAGGAAUGAAGUGCGGAAUAAGAUCCGUUGGGCAGCUUCACGCCUACGAGGAAAUUCUUUUGAUAGAUUUUUUAACUAUAAUAUCCUACCAUACGCAAAAACCGCAAAGUCUUUGCAAAGUGGACAACCAAUGGCACCAUGGAUGGCUUCAGUUAUUCGACAUUUGCGAUCGGAGGAAGAAAGGAGAAAUAGAAGAGCUACACGUCUUUUGUUUCAGAGAGUGGCAACGAAUUUACGCACAAAACGUAUUUUGAAUAGUCAACUCUGCAAGGGAUCUGCUAUGGCUUCCUAUGUUACUCUCUUGUGGAAAAAGUGGACAGAGAGAUUGUACAAAAAACGCGAGAUGAUAAAAAGAGAAGGGGCAGCUGAUAUUCACCGCAUGUUGGACAUCAUGGUAAGUAACAUGAAAAGCACAUCGCGACAGCAACAGAGACUGGGAGAACAACUGCGACUGGAGGAAGAGAGACGGCAAAAGAAUUUUAAAGAGUUGCGGGACCCCUGUGCGGACCCGAGUAGUGCACACUUUGAUGUAGCACACCUUCCGAAAAAACACAUGUAA
Molecule: messenger RNA, 1602 nt
Organism: Trypanosoma theileri
Lineage: Eukaryota; Euglenozoa; Kinetoplastea; Trypanosomatida; Trypanosomatidae
Exons: 1
Coding region: 1-1602 (533 amino acids)
Source: RefSeq, a predicted model, not a curated record